UUCUGUGGUCUGUGUUGCCGCACUCGAAAUUCUAGGUUAUGUAUUUGUAAAUAUAGCGGAAAAUGUUAAGAAACAUUCUGAAAUCGACGCUACGGUUGAACGAAAAACGCCGCGGCUGUUCCCAAGCGGCUAAAAUGGUGGCAGAACGACAAACCGUGUUACCGACCAGGUUCAUGACCGAGGAUGGCGAAAUCAACGAAAAGGCGGUGUUAGAGAGAAUCGUGUCGGGGCCCCCGGACGAUUCGAGGGUGGCGCAGCCUUCUUUCAAUUUUGCCGCUUACGCGGACAAGUCCGACACCUUGCAACAGUUGGUCAAGCUUGGGGUCGAUUUGUAUCGUAUCGAGCACCAAGUGAAAGCAGUCCCUUUCAUUUUGACGCUUAAGUUCGACGACAUCAGGCAGCACAUAAUGUUUUUGAAAGAUGUGGGUCUCGGGAAGGACGAAAUCGCCAACGUCAUCACGAAGAACCCGUUCAUUUUCAAAGAGGAGCUCGACAAUCUCGAGGUGCGCGUAAACUACUUGGAAUUCAAGCAGUUUACCAAAGACAUGGUGACUCACAUAUUGAGGUCGAAUCCCGUGUGGUUAAGUCACAGCACGCAAGAGAUUGAUAGGCGAUUGGGAUUUUUCCAAAAAACGUUCAGCUUGAAGGGCGAUCAAGUGCGCGCAUUGGCGACCAAAAGGUCCAAACUCAUCACUUACGACCUUGCAAAGGUCAAACUCAACCUGUUUGUCAUGAAAGAAGAGAUGGGGUUUGAUGUGACAGAAAUAAGAAGUAUUAUACUAAAGGAACCCAAAAUAUUCACUUCAGGCCAAAAUCGACUGCUGAAAACAUUCGAGUACCUGCACCGUACCAUGAAGAUCCCGCUGGACCGGAUAGCCCUCACGCCUGAAAUUUUGACGUGCAGACGAAACAGGCUCGAACCCAGGCACCAGUUCCUCGUCAAGCUUGGCCGGGAUCAGUUCGAUCCUAAAAAACCCAACUACGUGGCCCUUACCACGCUCGUCGCCGAAGAUGACGUAACAUUUGCGACCGAAACUGCUAAAUCGUCCACUCAUGAAUAUAAUCUAUUUCUUAAAACGUUUUAAAUACAUAUUUAUACAAGGAGGUUCGUUUUUUUUUAC
Cylas formicarius (sweet potato weevil) is the source of this 1121-nucleotide messenger RNA. RefSeq names its product transcription termination factor 3, mitochondrial (gene mTerf3). The record is from RefSeq and is a predicted model, not a curated record. Lineage: Eukaryota; Metazoa; Arthropoda; Insecta; Coleoptera; Brentidae. Gene Ontology annotation, molecular function: double-stranded DNA binding. The coding region runs from base 63 to 1085 and encodes 340 amino acids. Gene Ontology annotation, biological process: regulation of DNA-templated transcription; mitochondrial ribosome assembly. The transcript is spliced from 3 exons. Gene Ontology annotation, cellular component: mitochondrion.